This is a messenger RNA of Castor canadensis (American beaver), 6069 nucleotides long. NCBI's taxonomy places the organism in Eukaryota, Metazoa, Chordata, Mammalia, Rodentia, Castoridae. The record is from RefSeq and is a predicted model, not a curated record.
AGAGAAGACACUCUGAAGGAAUGGGAACCCAAGGUCUGGGAUGGGGCAACCCCCACUCUGGCCCUGCCACUGGCCAGCUUAUUGGCUGUGGAGGCAUCUCUAGCUUCUUCGGGUCCUUGAAGUCGCCUUCCUGCCAGCACAUCCACGAUGCCUACUCUUUGUCUUUUCCGUGCAUAGAAAUUCAUUGAGUUUGAAGAUGCCUUGGAACAAGAGAAGAAAGAGCUUCAAAUGCAGGUGGAACACUAUGAGUUUCUGACUCGCCAGCUGGAACUGAAGGCCAAAAACUAUGCAGAUCAGAUCUCCCGGUUAGAAGAGCGGGAGUCAGAGAUGAAGAAGGAGUACAACGCUCUGCACCAGCGGCACACAGAGAUGAUUCAAACCUACGUGGAGCACAUCGAGAGGUCCAAGAUGCAGCAGGUGGGGGGCAGCAGCCAGCCAGAGAGCAGCCUGCCAGGGCGGAGCAGGAAGGAGCGCCCCACCUCUCUGAACGUCUUCCCCCUGGCCGACGGCAUGGUACGUGCACAGAUGGGGGGCAAGCUCGUGCCUGCGGGGGACCACUGGCACCUGAGUGACCUCGGCCAGCUGCAGUCCAGCUCCAGCUAUCAGUGUCCCAACGAUGAGAUGUCUGAGUCUGGCCAGUCUUCUGCAGCUGCCACACCCAGUACCACAGGCACCAAGUCUAACACACCUACAUCCUCCGUGCCCUCAGCGGCAGUCACACCACUCAACGAGAGUCUGCAGCCCUUAGGGGACUGUGGCAGUGGCACAAAGAACAACAAGCGGGCCCGGGAGAAGCGUGACAGUCGCAACAUGGAGGUCCAGGUCACCCAGGAGAUGCGGAACGUCAGCAUAGGCAUGGGCAGCAGUGACGAGUGGUCUGACGUUCAGGACAUUAUCGACUCCACCCCAGAACUGGACAUGUGUCCGGAGACCCGCCUGGACCGCACAGGAAGCAGCCCAACCCAGGGGAUUGUGAACAAAGCUUUUGGUAUCAACACUGAUUCCCUGUACCAUGAGCUGUCCACGGCUGGGUCCGAGUCAUCGGAGAUGUGGAUGAAGGGGCUGACCUGUUAGGUAAACACAAGCACUACACACACACACACACACACCCCUCUGUGACACUGGGGAGGGGUCUCUACUGGUUGUUUUGUUUGUGGUGAAGUGAAAUUUAUGUCCCCAUGGGAUAGGACUUUUUUUAAAAAAAACUGUUUUAUUAAGGUAUAUUCCUCAUUCCCUUAAAGUCUUCAGUUCAUGGUUUUUAGUGCACUCAGAAGGUCCUGACCGCAACCAUCAGCACUAAGUUACGAAUAUGUCCUCACCCAAAAAGGAACCCUGCAUCCUCAGCAUUCACCCCAUCCUGCUCCAAAGCCCUCCCACUAGUCUGCUUUCUAGGGAGGUCUUGGCAGGGUGACCAUUUUCCAGCACCUCUUCUCCAAGGAUAGUGCACAGAGCCCUUGCAGCACUCAUGUGGAACUCAGAUCCCGAGCCCCCUUCUCCUGAUAGCACAUGGAGUCCCCUAUGUUCCCAGGAUAUCUCUGCACAGCCACUCUAGGCACAAGGGCCUGCGCCCUAGAGCAUGGUGGGUAGGAAAUGCAGUCAGCUUUGCCCCUGGAGCCUUCUGCCUUGCUCCCACAGACCUGCUGUGGGAGGCACUCUCAGUCUCCAGGUGUAGCUCGAGUUCAGUGCCUCCUGCUCUUAGCAGCCCAGUCCUAGGUAGGCUUUAGGGCUGGCGGCAUCUGCUUGCUGGGCUGGGGAGAAGUUUCUCCCAGGGACCUCACUUUGCAGCCAGUUUCAUUCAGGCAGAUCAUUCACAGAAUGCUGCUUCUUCCUUUCACUGCUGCACAGGGAAUAGCAGCUCUGAUCAGGGCAGCCGCCUCACAUAUGCAGGCAAGUCUAGGGCAGUAGAACCUUCAACAUCACUGCCAGUAUCGUGGCAUCUCUUUCCCAAGCAAAGCCAUCCCACAUCUUAAGAGUUUUUAAUUGCCAGUCUCUCUACCCUAUCAUUUCCCACUGAUGGAUACCAAGGACCUUAUGCCUCUGGGGGCUUAAGGGUAUUCCAACUCAGAUACCUCUGAGUCUGAGUGAGGCAGAGGAGGGUCAGCUUGGCCUUUUUGGUGUGAUGUGUGCUUGUCUGUUAGCCCUCAGGCAUGCCUUUUGGUGUAUUCACAAGUGAACUGAUACCCUGGGGCAAUGGCACCUUUGGGAGCAAAAUUACCUUGAUGUUCAGCACCAGAGCCGCCUUGCACUUAAAGUAGAAGUUUGCUUUACCAGGCUGAAAGCAAAAGUAUCCUAACAAUGUUUCUUUUUUUUUUAAUAGCGAAAGCUGUAGUAAAGCUUAUUAGGAAAGGCGUACACUUGCAGUAGUCUGAAAGCUGUUAUCUCUGGAACGAGAUUGAGAGCAACCUCGAUAAUGUUUCUUUCUUCCUCUUUUUUUUUGGUGGGACUGAGGUUUGAACUCAGGGCCUCACACUUGCUAGGCAGGUGCUCUACCACUUGAGCCAUUCAGCCAGCCUAUAGACACCUUCUUAAGUGUUGGGUUUGGUAGUACAUUCAUACUGUUUAUUAACAGACAGAAAGCUCUCCCUUCUCAAAGAUCAGGGAGGAAAGAAGGAUGCCCACUUUGCAGUACAUGUUUCUAAUGGAAAUUUUCUCAGAAGUAUUUAAACAUAAAUGUAAAAAUUCCAGGCAGGUGGCUCAUGUCUGUAACCCCGUUUACUUGGGAAAUGGUGAUCAGGAGGAUCUUAGUUCAAGGCUAGCCUGGGCAAAAAGUUAACAGGACCCCAUCUCAAUCAGUAAGUUUGGUGUGGUGGUAUACAUCUAUAGUACCAGCUACAUAGGAGACUAUAGGUAGAAUCCUGGUCUGAGGCCAGACCAAGGCAAAAAAAACCACAAGACUCUACUGAAAAAUAACUAAGACAAAAAAAGGCUGGUGGAGUGACUCAAGUGGUAGUGCCCUGAGUUAAUUAAGUAAAUAAAUAAUUUACUUAAUUAUCAAAAGAUAAUUAAGUAAAUAGAUAAAUGUAAAAAGAGAAAAUUCUACAACAUAAGGGCAGUCACUCUUGAUAUGUUGAUACUGUUGCACUCUUCUUUACAUAGUGUAGGUAUUACUGUAUGUUUCACUUUACUUUUUAGUGUUUGUUGGUUUGUUGAAAUAGUCUCUCUGUGCAUCCCAAGGUGGCUCCAAACUCAAAGAUCCUCCUGCCUCCACCUUCUGAGUACUGGGAUUACAAGUGUAUACCACCAUGCCUUGCUGUUUUGUUUUUAUGUUUUUUUUUUUAAUGAUACACAGUUACUGUAAUAUUCAAAUAAUAUCAGAAAACACCAAGAAAAGAGUAAAAACCAAAGGAACCCUACCCCCCCACAACUGCCAUAAAGAACGCACUUUAAGGUCUUUGUGCUAUACUUCCAGGUACAAUGGCACACAUGCACACAGGACUUGGGGUGUCAAGCCAUGUCUGUCCUUUUUGUCGGGGGUAACACUAAUAUUUCCAUGAGCAAUUAAAGCUGCUGCUACAUACUUUAACUUCCUCUCUUUCAUGUGACUGUCAGGUUUUUUGUUCUAUAAUUUACUUGGCAAGCUGUCUUUUCUGGUUUUUGCUGCUAUGAGUACUACUGUCUUAGGUGCCAUUGGUGUUAAUAGUUGCCCAUUUCUCUGCGAUUGCUGCAGGCUAGAUUUCUAGAAACAGAAGCACCUAGGUAAACAUGCAAGAUACUUGCUACGCAGGACUUUCUGCUGGUUGCUUCUGGUCCUCACUCCAGCCAAGGGCACUCAGUAUGCUGUAAGGCACUUGUACCCUCUGGGCUGAGUGUGGACCUUAGGAGCCCCACUUGAAAAACUGGUGAAUGUAAAUAGAAUACAACAUGACCUCUGCUGUAUUGCAUAGUGAGUCCCUCAGGAGUGCAUGACAGCAGCAGACCAGACCCUGCUCAGGUGAGGAGGGACAUGGGGCACAGGAGCUUGUCUAUGAGGUUCUCAUGUCUAGAGUAUGAGCUGUGGGCAACUGGAGACAAGGCAGGUCUCAUGUGCACUAGAGCACUUCCACAACAGCUCACAGUGGGCUAUUGAGUUUUUGAAAAUUUGAUGAAAAGGUAAAAGACUUCUCCCUAGAAAAGCUGUAUGGAGAUGGAAUGUUUAUUUCAGUGGUCUGUGGCUCCACUGAGUAUCCUGCUCUGGCCUGGGAGUGUUGGCUGAGGGUGGGGAGGUUGGAGGUACAUUCAGGGGCUAUCAGCAUGGGAUAGGAGGCAGAGCAGGAACCCACUUCCUGUACCUUUAUGUACUCUGGUGUCACGUGAUGAGAAUUGAAUCCUUAACGCACUCAUUGUGUGGUCUGUUCUGUCCUCAUUGCAACCCCGGGUAGUGUUCUACUCAUGUCAUCAACUUAUAAACGAAUGGCAAUGCAGGUUUGACCCAGAACAGCAGCCCCGACUUUAACCCUUCGUGCUGGUUUUAACACUUAAUUGAGAUAUAAUUCCUUUCCUUAAGAGGUAAUUCACCCACCCAUACAGGUCAGUAGCUCUUAGUAUGUUUGGAGCUAUGUGGUUAUCACCACAUAACUUCAGAGCUUUGUCACCUCCCAAAAAAAAGGCUGACUCCAGUGAAGAGCCACUCUCCCUCCCUCUCCUUAGGCCUGGAAACAUUGAUCUGCUCUGUCUCUGUGGAUCUGUCUGUCUUAGACAUUUCCUCUCAGUGGCCCUCUCUGUCUUUCAUUUACUGUAUCUUCUGGUUCUAUCCUUAUGGCUGAGUGAUCUGCCAUUUGUGGACAGCUGGUAUUCUGUUGACCUGCCACCUAAUAGUGCAUGUAUAUUGAGGUACUUUCACUUUGACUGAAGAAUGCUCUUGGGGCCCUCGACCCUCAGUGGCUCUGCAGGAUAAACAUACUCCACCAGCUUCCUCCGCAGUCAUUGGGCACUGUGUGGCCUGUCCAUCUGUCCAUAGUGUGGGCCGUGGGCCAUGGUCCCUGCACUUAUCUGUGACCCUAGCUACCAAGCCACGACUUCCUGCCAUGCCCACCAGUACAGCAAUGGCGGCCUGCUUUUUCAGUGUGACUGUCCCCUCCUCGCCCAUCAGGGAGACUCAGGACUGCCAGAUGCCCCCUUUGGUCAUUGCUGCCUCCUGAUUCAGUCAGCAGAGGACUAGAAGCAGUAUGGUAGUGAGUCUUAGCUGGUGGCCCUGCUGCCUCAGCAGACAGAGCAGGGCUCAUUGUGGGGAGACUACCUGGCACACCUGGAUGGCCUAGUGGUGCCUUUUCAUGAGAAGUCUUUGCAGGGUACCUAAAGGUCUUUGUUCCAAGAAACUAGACAUUGGACUCCUAUUCUCCUCCCAUCACAAAGAUCAUGUGUAACUUUGUUUCAGAACCUGUGCUGCCAUGCUGUGUGGGGUGGUGGCCAUUCUAGGUACCAUCUAGCUCAGGUUGCUAUGAAACCUGAUCUUACAGCAGUGGGUGACCUGGAGCCUUAUGUUAUGCUGAUGUGAAAGUCAGGCAGCUCUGAGGAGUUUGGGUGGGACUCAGUGCUGUGUGGUCUGUUCAUGGGAUGCUGAAAUAGGAAUGUGCUCUGGCUUUAGUUGAAAGAAUGAGCUGGGGUCUACAUCCCUUUGCCUAAUCGCCGGCCUAAUCACUGGCCUCUGGCUCAGCUGAACCCCCGGCCUGUGACCACAGCCACUGGCAUGUGUUCCUGGAGACCACAGGGCACAAUGGAGUUGCCUGUGUGACUGCAGGGAGACAUCUCGCCAGCUUUGUGAAUGUUUCACACUGGAAAGAUCCCAUAACCUAACAAACACCCAUGCUCUGUCUAAGUGACUUGUUAGGGCCGGGGUGGUAUCCCCCCCAGCCCUGAAGGCCUAGGUUGUGACCUGUGUUUCUAAGCAGUGAAGGAAGGAAAAGGACCCUAGCCUGGCACAUAUUGUAUCAAUCAAACCUAAGGCUCUAUGAGAGAGAGAAAUUGCUGCCAGUGAUUUUUGAGAUCCCUGCAGGCUGUGUGCAGUGUCUCACACCUGUAAUGCUGCCUGCUCAGAAGGCAGAGGUCAAGAGAACUGCAAAUCAAGGACAGCCUGGGGAGAAAGUUAGUGAG